AAUUUGUUUUAUUUUGCUUCUUCACUGCCUCUUGCAAACCAAGUGAGCCCUUCUCCGAUCUAAAAAACAUUCUUCUCCAAUCUAUUCAUCAUCACAUCUCUUCUCCUUCAUCAAUUCAUUAUCAUCUAUUCAUCUUUAUCCUCUAAAAACUCAAUCAUUCGUGUCUAAAUCUGUCCUCGACGAACUUAAACUGAGAAAGCGAGAAACCGACUCAUCAACCUUGUUUAAUGCAAUCUCGCUUAAAGCUGGAAUAAGAAAGUUUGAGAUCGCCGUGGACGAGACCGUCAUCGUCCGAGCCUCAUAGUCGGAGUCGCAGCCGUCACACUACACACAGCUUUUUCAAAACCCUAAAAUUUUUACAAGUCUGGGCUUAUUAAUUGUGGGUUGGGCUUAUUGAUUGUAUGUUGGGUUUUGUUAAGUGUAUUGGGCUUUUAUUUUGUUGUAUUUGUAAUAGACCAAUUUUUUUUUUAAUGUGUAAACCGGUUAAACCGAAGAAAAAAAAGAAUUUAAUUCAU
Messenger RNA from Arabidopsis thaliana (thale cress), 515 nucleotides. RefSeq lists its product as uncharacterized. The annotation marks the transcript as partial. The transcript is spliced from 2 exons. Lineage: Eukaryota; Viridiplantae; Streptophyta; Magnoliopsida; Brassicales; Brassicaceae. The record is from RefSeq and is marked reviewed.